Molecule: messenger RNA, 911 nt
Organism: Carassius carassius (crucian carp)
Lineage: Eukaryota; Metazoa; Chordata; Actinopteri; Cypriniformes; Cyprinidae
Product: mesenteric estrogen-dependent adipogenesis protein-like
Exons: 5
Coding region: 126-842 (238 amino acids)
Source: RefSeq, a predicted model, not a curated record
CUGGAUCUUGUGUUUUGCAGUGAGGGGCUACUGGGCACUGUUUAUACUCCACUCCCACCGCUUUAAAAAGGACGACUCAUGCGCUGGACGAACACUCGGAUUUUUCCUCUAGAAGUUACAGAAGAAUGAAAAAGCGCGAAAGCAUGAAUUCCGGCUUUGUUAUGGACAUUGUCGAGCUAGAGUCGUUUGUGAACAGCCCUCCUCGCGGAUUCUUUGUGGAGAGUCGCGCGGACUGCAGAGUCGUGAAGUGGGAUCCGGAGAACAGCUGCGUGUUCAUCGAUGAAAUCCAGUCUAGCGAGGGGAAGGUGAUUUUCUGUAAUUCUCCAGGAAGGAAAGUCAUUGUACGCACUUUGGGAGAGUACACAGAUUUGAGACGCCAGCUAACCUCAAAAACAACAUACAUCCUGGUGUCCGCAUGUGAGAAAACAAAUGUCAAAGAAAAGAGAAAAAAAUAUGUUACAGCUCUUGGAUAUUAUGUGGUGGCGAUCAACGGCAGUCAUCCAAUGAUCAGAUGGGAGAUAGAGAGAGGCUUAGACAUGACUAUUUCAUCUGUUGCUGGAGAGAGCUAUUCAGUUGAUGUUGAUGUUAGUGCUGCACUACAGGGAUGGGUCGGUGAGAGCUUUCAAAUCCUUGAUGAUGGAGAAAAGGUGAAACCCAUAUGGAAAGACACACAUUUCAUCAUCGAGUACUGUUCCGACGCCCUUUUUGACUUUCCCUACUGGUUCGGCUUUAGCAAACGACAGUUCACGGUCUCUUACCAUGGAAGAGGAGAUCAACAUCCAAAAUUUUGUGUGAAACCGCAAAUAUCUACUAAAAAACAGGAUUCAGCAUGUGGAAAUUGAAGCACCAGAUGAGGAGCCCGUUAAAACACCUUAAAGGACUGUUUUAUUUUCAAUAAGUCUUUAUUAUGU